AUGGCGGACGCCAGCAUCGACCGCUUGAUCGAGGCUCUUGCUGCGAAGCUGCCGGCGAAGGCCACACGUCAGACGGUCGAGUUGGCCCUUCGCGCUGCCAUCGAUGCCGUGCCCAAGUCGCAACUGCGAGACAAGCUCCUGCUGAAGGAGGGGAGGUGGGUACGAGCCAUCCUCCAGCGGCUUGCAGAGAGGAUUGAAAACGAAGUCCAAGACAGCGCGGCUGCUGCUGAGCAGGAGGUUGCAGCGGAAGAGGAGGUUGCGGAAGAGGUGAGAGGCCAGUUUCUCGGGUCCUCGAGCACGCUGAUUCAAUCGAAACUCAGGGUCUCUGUGGUGUGCACUAUUGCUAUUGCCAGUGAUGUUGGUCCGAAAGACGACAAGUGA
Symbiodinium sp. CCMP2592 is the source of this 381-nucleotide messenger RNA. NCBI's taxonomy places the organism in Eukaryota, Dinophyceae, Suessiales, Symbiodiniaceae. The record is from the annotation of a GenBank genome assembly.